Molecule: messenger RNA, 8721 nt
Organism: Acanthocheilonema viteae
Lineage: Eukaryota; Metazoa; Nematoda; Chromadorea; Rhabditida; Onchocercidae
Source: the annotation of a GenBank genome assembly
AUGGGUGAUGAGAAGUAUUAUUUGCUAAGAUUAGAUUGUAUCCUUUGGAUGACUAAAAAGAAGGGUGAAGGAAAAAAUUCUUGCGCACCAGUUUCAGAUUAUCAACCAUUGAUGAUUAUUUCCGGGAACGGAGAAUGGUUUAACCGAAUGACGGAUUCCGAAAGCGAUAAGUCAACGGUUACAACCACAGCACCUACUGCUGGCGAAGCAGCGUUAGUUGAUAUCUCUACUCUGCUAGACUAUGUAAAGCACGAGUUCAUUGGUGCAGGAGCUGCAGCAUUAGAAGAAGCUUUUUCACAGAGCGGAAAUGCAGAAUGUGUGCAAAAGUUCAUUAAUGAUCCACAAGUACCGAUGUUAGUUAUUGAUCGGAUCGUUGCCAGAGAUUUAGAUACAAAUCCAGAUGAUACUGUUGAGGAUGUUACUUCAAUAUUUCGCAUUUCCAAUGAAACGGCUAAACGUAUCGAACGAACAACAUCGUUAUUGUUGCUAAAAAGUGGCACAUGUGUUGAAGCUGAUAAACCAGUUGAAGAUCAACUAUAUGUUGUAAGAAUACCGGAAGGUAAUUCUUAUGAUGUACUGCUAUCGAUUUUUGGACGCAUUGGAACGCCACUUUUCAAGUCUUUAGUUGAUUAUGGUCGGGGUGAACGAGAUGGUGAUAAACUUGCAUUGUCGGUUGAAAAACAUCUGAGUGAGGUGGAAGUUGCAUUACUUCACAUGCAGCAGAAUAUAGAUAUACCAGAAAUUAAUUUGACGAUCCACCCAGUGAUUCAGAAUACUAUUCAACAAGCUGCUGAAAAAGGACAUAAAGCUCGAGUAACUGAUCUGGGCAAUCUGGUUGAAAUUAAGGUGACAAAACUGGAUCGUGAUGCGGGCUCAGGAACUUCAUUGCAAGAAAUGACAUUUUGGUUGAACUUGGAAAGGGCUUUGCAAAAGAUUGCGCAGAAAAGAGAAUCAGACGAAGUGACGUUGACGUUAGAAGCUCUGAAAUGCGGCAAGCGAUUUCAUGCAACAGUGUCAUUUGACGCUGAUACAGGCCUUAAACAAACGUUAGCGAUGGUGAAUGAUUACAAUGUGUUGAUGAAGGAUUUGCCUUUAAAUGAAUUGAUGGCUGCAACAGAUAUGGAAAGCAUUAAAAAUGCUUUAGCGAAUAUAUUUACACAUAUGAAAAAAUUACGUAAUACAAAAUAUCCAAUUGCUCGAGCGCUACGUUUUGUGGAAGCAAUUUCAAAGGAUCUUUCUACCCAAAUGUUAAAGGCGCUUGGUACUAGACGAUUGAUGAACAUUCCGCUAGGAGAUUUUGACAAUUUAAUGGCUCAAUGUUUUGCUGUUUUUUCUACAUGGAAUGAUGAAUACGAUAAACUCACAACCAUAAUGCGUGAUCUGACAAAGAAAAAGCGUGAUGAACAGCUCAAAUUAACAUGGCGACUCAAUCCUCAACACAAAAAAUUAGAAAGCCGUCUUGAUCAAAUGCGACAACAGCAUGAGCAGUUACGCACAGUUAUAUCACGGGUCUUGAGGCCAGUAGGCCAGAAAGGAGAGAAGCGAUCUAAUUCGGAUGUUGAAAAGACAUCGACUCUAAAUGCUCCAGAGUUAAGCGCUAUCGAACAGGUCAAUACGGCAUAUGAAAAUGUUAAGGAGGUUGAUUGUUUGGAUGUGAGUAAUGAUGGCACUGUCGCAUGGGAAGCUGCUAUACGUAGGUACGAAGACCAGAUUGAUCGUGUAGAAACUCAGAUUACUGCGAAAUUACGGGAUCAGUUGGGUGGUGCUAGAAAUGCUGAUGAAAUGUUUAUGAUUUUCCAACGAUUCAAUGCUCUUUUUGUUCGACCGCAUAUCCGUGGUGCAAUACGAGAGUAUCAGACACAACUGAUACAGAGAGUAAAAGAGGAUAUAGAUAAAUUACAGACUAGAUUUAAAAAUUUCAAUGAGGCAGAUAAUGCAAGAAUAUUGCGAGCUAUUGAUAUACCACCCGUUGCUGCAUCGAUUCUUUGGAUUCGUCAGAUCAAUAGUAAAUUGACACAGUAUAUGAAACGGAUCGAAGAUGUUUUAGGCCGAGGAUGGGAAAAUCAUGUCGACGGUCGGCAGCUAAAACUAGAAGGCGAUAAUUUCCGACAAAAACUAAAUACACAGCAUAUUUUUGAUGAUUGGGUUGCACGUGUGCAGGCUAAAAAUAUUUCUUUGACUGGACGAAUUUUCAUUAUUGAAAAACGUCAGAAAGAUGGGAAAAUUGUGUUGAAUUUGAAAGUGAAUUUCUCGAAUGAUGUCGUUACUUUGUUUAAAGAGGUCCGGAAUAUGAAGCACAUGGGCUUUCGGAUCCCGUUAAAGAUCGUUAAUACAGCUCAUCAGGCAAAUCUUUUAUAUCCAUUUGCAAUUUCAUUGUUGGAAUCUAUUCGCACUUAUGAUUCAAUAAAUGAACGAAUAGCAAAUAAACCUGGAGUGAACAUGUUGAUUGUGGCUUACAAGAAAGAUAUACAAGGACAGCUAGCUGAGGGUAAUUCACUUACAUGGGAAUCAUACAAAAUGGAUCCUUAUGUUGUCAAGCUUUCCUCUUCAAUCAAUAAUUUCCAAGAAAAAGUAGAAGAAUUGGAUAUACUUCUUGACAGGAUUGAGGUUGACCUUGCUGCUCUGGAUACAUGUCAUUACACAUCGGCAACAAUUGGUACUUUGCUUGACUCGAUACAAAAGGCAGUCGAUCAACUAUCUCUAGGCAAUUUCUCCAAUUUGCAUCACUGGGUUAACUCGAUAGAUGCAAAGAUUGCUAAGAAAUUAGCAUCUCGCGUUGAAGAAGCAAUUCAUCUUUGGACUGUUGUACUUGCCCACGAUGAGUUCGAAGAUGAAAGUGAUGAAAAAGGCACUUUGCCCGUCCUUCAACCAAUAGUUUUGGAAAUGCGGGUUACAUCACAAGUGAUGUAUGUCAGUCCAAGUAUUGAACAAGCUCGAGCUCAUUUACUAGAUCAGCUAUUUGCCUGGCAGUCUGUAAUCACAAAUCAGCCGCGCAUUUCCAGCACGCGAUUUCAGUUAACCCUCACAAAGGAUAGCACAGAAGCUACUUAUCGUGAUGUGUUGGCGCAUCUUCCGCAAGGCCAAAAAAUUAUUGAGCAAGCUUAUAACACUGUUGAAAAAGUUAUGAAAGAAGUGACCGAUUAUGUUGGCGAAUGGCUACGAUAUCAGGCUCUUUGGGACUUACAGCCCGACGUUUUAUAUGAAAGACUUGGAAGUGACGUGUCGAAAUGGAUGAAAACAUUAAUUGAAAUUCGAAAGUCAAGAGCAACAUUCGACACUCAAGAAACAAGAAAAGAGAUUUUCCCGGUGGUUAUUGACUAUACUAAAGUUCAAUCGAAGGUCUCUCUUAAAUAUGAUUAUUGGCAUCGUGAAAUCCUGCAGAAAUUCGGCUCAUCUGUCGGUCAGGAAAUGCAAGUGUUCUUUUCUGAUAUAUCAAAAUGGCGUAAUGAGCUCGAAGAGCAAAGCGUUGACAGCGGUACAACAACGGAUGCUAUCCAGCUUAUAACAUACGUUCAGCAACUAAAGAAAAAAACGAAAAUUUGUCAAGAUAAAGUUGAACAAUUUCGAGCUGCACAGCGCCUGCUCACUCAACAACGCUACCAGUUUCCGAACUCAUGGUUGUAUUCCGAAAAUGUUGAUGGUGAGUGGUCAGCUUUGAGUGACAUUUUGGAACGAAAGGAUUCUGCUAUUCAGGCACAAGUUGCUAACCUCCAGACCAAAAUCAAGGAGGAAGAUGAAAUGGUAGAAAAACGAACACAGGAUGUCCUUGCGGACUGGGACAAGUGUAAACCAGUUCAGGGGACACAAAGGCCCAAUGAAGCUUUGGUUGCACUGGCUACUUUCGAAGCAAAAUUGAGUAAAGUGAAAGAAGAUCGAGCGAAUAUGGUGAAAGCAAAGGGAGCGCUAGAAAUGGCUGAACCAGUUUUCACUAUGAGUCAUGCUGCAAAAUUGGACAUUGCUGUGGAAGAACUAUCAGAUCUAAAAGGUGUGUGGCAGUCGUUGAUGCCCAUGUACGAUGCCGUUGAUGAGCUAAAAGAGAAAACAUGGUUAUCGGUGCAACCACGCAAGUUACGUCAAAGUUUAGACGAACUGCUUGCUCAGUUGAAGCAAUUACCAGCGAAAUAUCGUUCUUAUGAUUCUUAUGAAUACGCGAAGCGAAUGCUUCAUAAUUACUCUAAGAUGAAUAUGAUUGUUGUUGAAUUGAAAUCCGAUGCAUUGAAAGAGCGCCACUGGAAACAACUGAUGAAAGAACUUCGUGUUUCUUGGAAUUUAUCAGAGUUAACGUUGGGACAAGUAUGGGAUGCUGAUUUGCUGCGCUAUGAAUCAGCUAUUAAGCAAGUAUUAUUAAUAGCUCAAGGCGAACUUGCAUUGGAAGAGUUCUUGAAGCAGGUGCGCGAGUAUUGGCAGUCAUUUGAAGUUGACCUUGUGAAUUACCAAAAUAAAACAAAGCUUAUUCGCGGGUGGGACGAUUUGUUCAGUAAAUUGAAGGAGCAUAUGAAUUCACUUACCGCAAUGAAGCUAUCACCGUACUACAAGCAGUUUGAGGAAGAUGCAUUGGCAUGGGAAGAGAAGCUGAAUAAAAUAAGUGCAUUAUUCGAUGUCUGGAUUGACGUGCAGCGUCGAUGGGUGUACUUGGAUGGAUUAUUUUCGGUAUCAGCGGAUAUUAAUACCCUUUUGCCCGUGGAAUCGAGUAGAUUUUCAAGUAUUUCUACUGAAUUUUUGGCAUUAAUGAAGAAAGUAAUGUCGACAUCUCGAAUCCUGGACAUAGUGAAUAUGCAAGGAGCACAGCGUCUCUUGGAACGCUUAGUUGAUAUGCUUGGAAAGAUUCAAAAGGCUUUGGGUGAAUAUUUGGAGCGUGAACGAAACUCGUUCCCUCGAUUUUAUUUUGUUGGCGAUGAAGAUUUACUCGAAAUUAUGGGUAAUAGCAAAGAUAUUACACGUGUACAAAAGCAUUUGAAAAAGAUGUUUGCUGGUAUCUCAGCAGUCGAUGUGGAAAAGGAUAAUACUCUCAUAACGGCUAUCAGCAGUCGCGAAGGAGAAAGAGUGCAGUUGAUGAAACCUAUCAGUGUCAAAGAGAAUCCCCGCAUCAACGACUGGUUGCGUAUGGUUGAAUGUGAAAUGCGGAAUACAUUGGCGCAUCUGCUGGAUCAGUCAUUGUCGAUAUUUUCGAAAUUUGAUAUGAAUUCAGUUCAACCACAGGAAUACAUGGCUUGGCUUGAUCAGUUUCCGGCACAGAUAAUUGAGCUAACAGCUAAUAUUUGGUGGUGUUCUAACAUUGAAAUACAUUUUGCUGAAGGAAAAACUGUAGAAGCCAUCGAAGAUAUUGUGGAAAAAACAUUGUCGUUACUAGCAGAUAGCGUACUAAGCGAACAGCCUGCUAUUCGACGAAAGAAAAUUGAAGCAUUGAUAACUGAACUGGUGCACAAAAGAGAUAUUUGUCGGUGUUUAAUCCAGAAUAAAGUUGCUUCUGCGACAAGUUUCUAUUGGUCCAGAUGUAUGCGCUUCUAUUUUGAUCCACGAAAAUUGGACCCUCAUUCAUGUUGCGUCAUGAAAAUGGCGAAUGCCCAUUUUCCAUAUGGUUUCGAAUAUUUGGGUUUGCAAGAAAAGCUUGUUCAGACUCCUUUAACAGAUCGCUGCUACUUGACAAUGACUCAGGCUUUAAAUUCAAGGUUAGGCGGUAGUCCAUUCGGGCCUGCUGGUACUGGUAAAACUGAGAGUGUUAAAGCAUUAGGCCAUAAAAUUGGUCGUUUUGUGCUCGUAUUCAAUUGCGAUGAAACGUUCGAUUUUCAGGCAAUGGGACGAAUUUUAGUAGGUUUAUGUCAAGUAGGCGCAUGGGGUUGUUUCGAUGAAUUUAAUCGUCUUGAAGAACGUAUGCUGUCAGCUGUUAGUCAGCAGAUUCAAACUAUUCAGGAAGCUGUUCGGGCUGGUGGACAAAUGCAGGUUGACUUGAUUGGAAAAACAUUAUUAGUGAAUUCAAAUAUGGCAAUAUUCAUUACCAUGAAUCCAGGUUAUUCAGGUCGUUCUAAUUUGCCCGAUAACUUGAAACAGCUUUUCCGUUCACUGGCCAUGACACAACCAGAUCGCCAACUUAUUGCUCAAGUGAUGCUUUUCUCACAAGGCUUUAGAACGGCUGAAAAACUUGCAAAAAAAAUUGUGCCGCUUUUCAUAUUAUGCAAAGAGCAGUUAUCAGAUCAGUGUCAUUACGAUUUCGGUCUUCGUGCUUUGAAGUAUGUGCUCGUGAGUGCUGGCAACAUCAAGCGGGAUGAAAUUCAACGUAUGAUUGAAAAUCGGAGUAAUAUUAGCGAAAGUGAUAUUUCAAGUGAAAUAUCCGAACAACAAAUCCUGAUACAAUCAGUAUGUGAAACGCUGGUACCAAAGCUUGUGUCAGAAGAUAUAGCCCUGCUCUUUUCUCUACUUUCUGAUGUUUUCCCUUCGAUACAAUACAAACCAAACCAAAUGGAAGGACUCCGAAAUGAAAUCGCGAAAGUAUGCGAUCAGUUACUUCUGUGCCAUUCAUCAACACCUGGUGAGCUUGGUUCAGCAUGGUUAGAAAAAGUGUUGCAGCUGUAUCAGAUUACGAAUUUGAAUCACGGUUUGAUGCUGGUUGGUGCUAGCGGUAGUGGUAAAACAACCGCAUGGAGGGUGUUGCUAAAAGCACUAGAGCGCUAUGAAGGAGUGGAAGGUGUUGCAUAUGUUAUUGACGCCAAGGCAAUGAGCAAAGAUGCUUUAUAUGGUGUUCUUGAUCCGAAUACACGUGAAUGGACCGAUGGUCUUUUUACGCAUAUUAUUCGUAGAAUUAUUGAUAACGUACGGGGUGAGACAUCAAAACGUCAGUGGAUAAUAUUUGAUGGUGAUGUUGAUCCUGAAUGGGUUGAAAAUUUAAACUCAGUACUUGAUGAUAACAAAUUGCUUACACUACCAAACGGUGAACGUCUUGGGAUACCAUCAAAUGUUCGCAUAAUCUUCGAAGUUGCGGACUUGAAAUAUGCGACGUUAGCAACAGUAUCUCGUUGUGGUAUGGUUUGGUUUAGCGAGGAAAUUAUUACGUGUGAGAUGUUGUUUGAUAACUUCUUGAAACGUUUGAGAAACGUUCGUCUUGAUAUUGAGCAGUCGGUUGAUCUGUUGUCUUUGAACGGGUCAGAAGAAGGCGCAGUAACACCAGAAGCUGAACGCAUAAUAAACUUGCAACGAAAAUGUGCCCAUUAUUUAACACAACAUAUGAGUGCUGAUGCGCUUGUUCCAUUGACCUUGAAGUAUGCGCUAACAGAACUUGAUCACAUUAUGGAUGAUCAAAUUGAAGCUUAUAUAUCACGUUCAAUGCUUGUAAACAUUGUUUGGGCAUUCAGUGGUGACAGCAAAUGGAAAUCUCGUCAGCAAUUGAGCGAUUUUAUGCGUCAGUCAUCCACUCUUUUAUUGCCACCAAACACCGCGUUACCAAUCAUUGAUUAUGAAGCAGCUUUCUCCGGCGAAUGGGUGCAGUGGGUUUCUAAAGUGCCUCAGAUGGAAGUAGAAACACAUCGUGUCGCUGCUGCUGAUUUGGUUAUACCUACAGUAGAUACUAUGCGACAUGAAAUGCUUCUGAAUACCUGGCUUUCGGAGCACAAACCAUUGGUACUUUGUGGUCCACCAGGUUCUGGAAAAACAAUGACUCUUCUUUCUGCUCUUCGUUCGUUGCAGGAUAUGGAUGUUGUAAAUGUUAACUUCUCUUCAUCUACCACUCCUGAGUUACUGAUGCGCACAUUUGAUCAUUACUGCGAAUAUCGCCGCACACCGAACGGUGUCGUUCUCUCACCAGUACAGAUUUCAAGAUGGCUGGUCAUAUUCUGCGAUGAGAUUAAUCUGCCAUCACCUGACAAAUAUGGCACCCAGCGUGUUAUCUCGUUCUUGCGCCAGCUGGUCGAAAUGAAUGGUUUCUAUCGUGCAUCUGAUCAAACAUGGGUAUCUUUGGAGCGCAUCCAAUUUGUUGGUGCUUGCAAUCCGCCUACCGAUCCUGGACGACAUCCACUUUCGUUACGUUUCUUGCGCCAUGUUCCUGUAGUAUACGUGGAUUAUCCCGGCCAAACAUCACUUCUGCAAAUUUAUGGAACUUUCAAUCGGGCAAUGUUGCGUAUGGCUCCUUCGGUACGUAGCUUCGCAGAUCCACUGACAAAUGCAAUGGUUGAUUUCUAUCUACAAUCUCAGGAACAUUUCACACAAGACGAUCAACCUCAUUAUAUUUACUCCCCUCGUGAAUUAACACGAUGGGUGCGUGCUAUUAGUGAAGCGAUCACCCCACUUGAUAGCGUUAGUCCAGAGGCGCUGGUCAGAUUAUGGGCACAUGAAGCGUUACGUCUUUUCCAAGACCGACUUGUCUGUGAUGAUGAACGUGAGUGGACUGAUCACUUGCUUGAUACUACCGCUGAAAAGUACUUUGGUACUUCUUGUGAUCUGAAGCAGGCUCUGGAAAGACCCAUGCUUUAUUCAUGUUGGUUAACGAAACAUUAUUUACCGGUGUCGAAGGAGCAGCUGAAAGAAUAUGUUACGGCACGUUUGAAAAGUUUCUAUGAAGAAGAGCUUGAUGUUCAAUUAGUGCUAUUCGAUCAAAUGCUUGACCACGUAUUACGUAUUGAUCGUAUUUAUCGACAGCCGCAAGGUCAUCUUUUGUUAAUUGGCACUUCUGGAUCAGGCAAAACAACAUUGUCUAGAUUUGUAGCAUGGAUUAAUGGACUGUCCGUCUUUCAG